GUCGUCAUUAUCAUCGCGAAGGUGUAGACGCGUCGUCGCGCUGCGUUGCGUUGCGUCGUUCGCGAGGAGGAAUCAGGAAUGCGAUUCGGCCCGGCGGGUUCCGCUGCGCAGCGGCGCGAUAAAACGCACACAGAGAAGGUGAGAGUAACAGCGGAUCUCUCGGCGUCCUCCUUCGCUACAGCGGCGACCUGCAUGAAGGGCACCAGAUAGGGCGACGCAAGGAUGAGGCGGACCGACCAUGACGGCCACGCUGUGCGGCAAGGCCCGCCGCCCUUCAGGGUGCUGGCCAGCCCCGACGUCGCUUACCUGCCGCCGCCGUCCUCGACGCCGCCGCCUCCGCCGCGCGCGCCCGAGCCCUACAAGAUCGCCCCGUCGACGACGUCCUUCGGCCGGGCGCACCGUCGCUCCAGCUUCGUGAUACUCGCCGAAUCCAGACCGGCGACACCGGAAUCCGCGGACGCGUCAGCCGGUCUGCCGACCGGCAGGGUCUCGCCCUUCCGUGGCCGCGGCUUCAAGGGACCGCCGCCUCGCUCCAGGUCGAGGCCGCAAUCCCCGGAGGUCGCUACGGACGGACGUCGACGCGGCAGAAUCGAGAGGAGGGCUUCGGUGUCGCAGCAGAACAGCCCGAGGCGGAGCCUGAUACCGCAGCCGACGUAUCGCCAGCGGUCGAGCUCUCUGACGAAGGCGAACGAUCGUUCCCCGUCGCCGAGGAUCGGCCGGCGGGUCGACUCGAGGACGCGGCUGAACGUCUCGAGCUCGCGGGACCGACUGAACGCGACGAACGAGCCCAGGUCGACGCGGCUGAACGACUCGAGGACGCGCCUGAACAAGUCCGACUCGAAGAGCCGCGCGAACCUCGGCGGCGAGCCGGCCAGGGCCCGCUUCGUCUCCGGCUCCACCGGCAACCUCAGCAAUAAUCCCGCGGCAACGCGUAAUCGGCAAACGACGAGAGGGUCGACGCGACUCUCUCCGAUCCAAGGCACCCCGACGAAGCCGGAGAAGGCGAGCGGUCAGUCCUUGAUGAGAGGGGACCGCGCGAGGGACUCGUCGUCGAGACCGGUCGCGAAGACGACACCGAGGGCGUCGCCGCAGAAGAGCAACGUCGAGCGAACCCGGAGGGACAAUCAGAACCGGAACACCAGCAAGGAUCGCGUCACCUCGCCGUCCAAGAUCCCCUUGAAAACGAGCAGCAGGAACGGCGCGCCGUCGAACACCGCCGGCAGGUUCAUCACGAUGCCCGAGCAGGGCUCGGAGGCGACCCGGAAGACGGACAGGGCGGUGAAAGAGGGGAAGAACAAGGAUGAGACAACGGAGAACGGGCAAUCGCCCGAGGCGAAGCCGAAGGAGGUGAACGGGGACUCCCCCGGGCUGCAGACUGAUGAGGUGGACCUCAUAGGCCUGCUGAAGCAGUCCUCGCCGCACACGAUCGCCACGUCGAGCGAGCGUCUGGUGAACACCACGACGAGCACAGCGGUGAAGCCGCUGCACAUCGACGCGAACGCGCUUCUCGUCGAGCGCACCGACGGCAGCUCGAGCCAGCCGAGGGACCCGUCUUCCGCCUCCCCCGCGUCGUCCAAGGACGCGUCGCCGGCUUCGACGCAGCAGAACGCAGCUCCGGCGAGGUCGACGAUGGAGAAUCAGCCGGCGGUCAAGGCGAGUCAGCCGAGCAACUCGGCCAGCGAGAAGAGGGAGUCCCCCGUCGGCGCGGAGAGCAGCCAUUACUCGAAGAGCGGUCAGACGGCGAGGAACGCCUCCAGAGCGAACGGCGAGGCUCAUCAACGUCCGAGCAAUCAGUCUUCCGGUAAUCAGCGCUCCGCUAAAAACGGCGCUCGCGGGCCCAAGCAAGCGGCCGACGCCGGCAAGCUCCUCGCGGAGGAGGCGGCGUCGUCGCCGGCGGAGGUCAAGAGCGGGUCGGCCGGUCGCGAGCUUCCGGCGGACAGGAUGCCGACGGUGAUGGAGAACGCGAGGCCGGGCGAGGGGAUGAAGAGCACGCCGGCGACGAAUAACGCGGCGACGACGAGGAACAGCGCGACGACGGUGAACAACACGACGGCCGCGAGCAGCAGGAUGACGAAUAGCGGGGCGAAGGCUGGUAAUCACGACAACCAGCACGCCAACUCCGCGGCGGGCGGUGCAGUGAACGCGAGUGUGAACAGUGGGGCGCGGCCGAGGAACGAGAACCGCGGCAGCGACGCGUCCCUGAAGUCCUCCACCGGCGUGUCCACGGACUCGAUCGAGAGCGUGAGGUCGACGGACACCGGGGUGAGCGUCAACACGGUCAGGGGGGUGUCCUCGCCGAGGGAGAAGACCGGGGUGCACGUGGUGAAGCGGCAGGAGAUCGAGACGCUCAGCGGCAACGUCGUCUGCGUCGAGCAGAACGGCGAGCCGGCGGUCCUGACCUCCAGCAACGAGAAACAACGUGAUAACGAGCGGCUGCUGACGCGUUGGGGAAGGUCUUUAAGUCGCUACUGUAAGUGCUGUCCCGGCAUGAGGUGUCUGGCAUGUCGCAGAGACCCCAAGGGUCUCCUCUGGACAAGAAAUCAAGGGAGGAUGACGGUAAUCAGCGACGACUCAACGCCGCCUGUUGCGGCGGUCCCAUUCAAUGUGUCGCUGUCGCCGCCGCCGCCGCCACCGCCCCCACCCGCAACGAACGCGUCGUCCUGUUGGUCGAAGCUGAAGACCCGCUGCAGGUGCACCCGACUGCGAGAGUUCAAGUGUUGCGCGAGGAAAGCCAGGAUCGCUCCGGCCGAGUCUACCGCUUGCUGCCCGCCGGAGAGGAGGUUCGGCGCGAUCUGCCGGCGCGUGUUCGGCUGUUGCAGCUGCAAACGCGCCGACAAGCAACAACGCACAAGAAACGUACGUGCCAAGCACAGUCUCACGAGCGUGGCGCCGCCGCCAUUGUCGGAGGAACCGAAGGCCAAGCUACCGGAUGUCCUGGUGGAGCACAAUUCCGUCAUGCGCGGCGCCAUUCCCUGUCUGCCGGUUCCUCUCGCCUGGUUCUGUCUGGUGUGGAACGUCCUGCUACCGGGCUCUGGAACCAUUUGGAGCGGUCUGUUCAACAUGUGCACUGGACAGCCGAGAUUUUCUCCUGUCGCUGGACUGAAAUCACGAUUGGGUGCGUUCAUCGUCAAUCUCGUCGUGGGUGUGGGCCAACUAUUCACCGUUCUAUUUUGCCUCGUUGGAUGGGGUUGGAGCAUUUGGUGGGGCGUCACGAUGGUCCGCUUAGCCCGGAAAUACAAGCGGUUCAAGGCUUCGGAGGCCGUCAGCAACGACCUCGAGGCCCGAGGAGGCGAACCAGCCGCCCUGCCUCCCGGCGUGCCGAGUCAAGCUCUGCGAGGGAUCGAAAGGGCGCGAUGAUGCACUCCCGACGGAAAGGAGAUCCUUCCACAGUUACCUAAAGAUAUUUUUUAUCGCGUUCGGCGUUUUGUAUCCUCACGCUCCGUCUGUUAUCGAUCGCUGCUACAUCGGGAGAAUCGUCCGUCACGAAUCAAUUUAAGUCUCGCGCGUCGACCGGGACCCGAAUAUCUUGUACGAACGAUUUAUAAAGGCGAUAUUGCGAGACGGUUUCAGUCGGCGAAAUAUUUCCUUGGCUACGAUCGAGUGACGGCGGAACAAAGCGGAGCGAAGAACUAACCGAGAAACUCGGUGCAAUAACGUGCUAAGCUCGUAGGAAAACGCAAGCUUGACGAGCGAUCGCGAAGAAGAAGGCCGGAAAAUUAUUAAAGGGAUCGAAUCGACUCUCCCCUUGCGCUUUUAUUCCUCGCGCAACGUACGUCCCUCGCUAUCCUCCCGUAAGGGGAGGUUUCUUUUUUAUCGGAAUCUGGGCAAGAAUCACACCAUCAUAAGGGUCACUCUGAGGCUUCCUCUCGUGUGUGGUUUAGCAUGUUAUUGCGCCAAGAUCUUCGAUUUCGAUGCGCAGGGAUUCCCCGAAAGAGAGAGAGAGAGAGAGAGAGAGAAGGAGAGAGGAACAUCAUCGAGAUUUUUGUGUGCAAGGUGUCUGUAAAGUCUCUGCUCUUUGAAGUCCUCCUGAAAAAUUGACACACGGCCACCUCCAUUUCGCAGAAAAAAGGAAAGAAAAAAAAUUCAUCCCCCUAUUUUCGAGAAACACGAGAACGACAAUCUUCUUCAACUCGGAUACUCCGGGCAAAUUAAUUUUAAGGCAAAUAUGUGUUUAGUAGAGAAAUCCCUCGCGAGAAGGGCGAGCCGAAGGAGCGCGUUUGUGCGGAGAAGGGAUCGCGUCGCGAGUUUCGCGAGUUUCGAUUCCGCAGUAACUUCUUGUUUUUAUAUGCGGCAGACGUGAGACGCGGAUCAUCGUACAAACUACCAGACAGAGACUUUGUCGAGCACCCUGUAUUUUUCUACACACAAAGCGAAAAGCUUUCGUUCUCGUUUGAACGGAGGUCCGAUUUUUGUAAAGCGGGCCGGCCGGCAUCAGCCGGCCGGCGCGAAGCUCGCGGCCUAUCAGAAUCCGAAGAAGUCCUUGAAGAUUAAUCGCUUUCAGUGAAAGCAUCCUUUGCGUUCUUUCAAAAUGUACUCGUUACGUCGAUAAUUUGCACGAGAUUUUCAAUGGGAAACAACUCACCGGGGCGAAAUUGCGGUUAUCAGAUUGCAGUUCGCGAACGGCGAACGGAGGUCGGACACAUUUUCUAAUACACGACACGCGACUAAGACUCUCGGAGGGAAGGAUUCGCAGGGGUGUUCUUCGAAGACGCGGCAUCGAUGGAAUAAUUACAUUUUGAAAAAACGCGCCUUAUAUUUUUACAAGCGCAACGAUACACAUACACACGAGUACUCAGCUACCCGAUUAAACUUAUACAUAUAUAUAUAUAUAUAUAUAUAAUAUAUAUAUAUACUUACGCUCGCUCUUGUAAAUAUGAAAAUAUAUUACUUACAUCAAUUUUUCAUGUAAUCUCUGCUCUCUUCUGUGGAAAUUCUUCGGUCCUCCCCUUCCCACCCUCAUCUUCCUCGUCCACGUGAAAUCGUGCGGGUACUUCUCACCUUUUUACUUUGAGAGCCUUCUCUCUUCCUACGAAAUCUUUCUCGCUAAUCUGCCACGUCUCGUUUGAGUUACCAAGUUUCCAGCAGACGAGGAGACGUUAAAGAGCUGUUGCAACUUAUCAUAUCUCCAAUCUUUCCUUGGUUGAUGCAUAUGUGUGUGUGUGUGUGUGUGUGUAAUUUUGUAUGUAUGUGUAAUUUUGAUGCGUGUUUUUAUUGAAUUGAAUGUCUGAGUGCGAGCAAUGAGAAAAACUGGGGACGAACUCGGUUGGAACGAAACGUCCGUUACGCGAUUGGAUCUUUCGGUAUCUUCUUUCCCACGUGUAGAACGAUCGUGAACGGGAAAGAACACCGUCGUGAUAAGAUAAAAGACAGCCAUACGGAUAAGCCGUAUUUCACUCUACGCUUUUCACGCCGUUGCGAUACAGACUAAUUGCUCUUUUCUGUAUCAUCUCUCGUGCCUUCUGGAAAUUCUGAUACGAAUCUGCUCGUCGCUGUACAUGAAGAAAUAUGAAUAUCUGUGUUCUAUAUGAGACGUCCUACUUCUCUGCCGCGUUACUUCUCAACCGCAUUCUACCAACGCGAAUGUCCGAGAGAGAUUGUAAAUCCCCGAGACCUCCUUCGAACUUUGCGUAUUUUUUUUACACGAAUUUUUUCCCCACCUAUCUGAAGUCCGGGUUUUUCGCAAUAAAGAAACGCGAGACGUGACGAAGUCAUCGACGUGACGUAGAAUAAUGAUCGAUGUGAUUAUUAUUUACCAUAAAUUGUCGCUCAAAUAUGUCCUCUUUCAGAACUGAUGAGUCUGUCGCAUGAUGAAAAGGAAAGUUCUGUAAAGAUUAGCGAAGGUUCUUAAACAAAAUUGGAAUUUAAAGGUAUAUACGUUUUUGUUUUUUUCGGAAAACUAAUUUUUCGAUGAUAAUCGUUGCUUCUCAGUAAACAAGAACCAUCGUGUGACCGUUAGACGAGCAAAAAUAUAGAGUAAUAACGCGAGUUAUUGAUCUUUCAAGGUCGAUAAUUCCGAAAAUAAGAGAGACUUGAUUUGAAAAUCUGGCGGAGAUGAGGCAGAAAAAUCGCGAAAAUCGCUAUAUUUGCCGAAUUCACUGUUGCUUAACGUAUCAACAUGUGGAAUGUUAUCGUGGUACGUUCAAGUUCAGAAACGUGCGCAUGCUCGUGAAGUGAACGAAGGAUCUAGCGGGAAUGCUACCCCUAAGCAUGCAAAUCGAUCGCAUGCCCAAGCAACUCUAUUUCAAGCGGGCAUUAUCAAGAUUUCGUUAUUUUCGCCCCGGCAGCGGCUCGCGCGUUGUUUCGUGCGCGUGGUUUGUUGCAUGUGUGUCGUAUAUGUCGCAGAUGUGGUCCAUGUGGCCCGUGUGAUUCCAUGUAGCCUGUGUGGGUAACGGUGUUGUGAACAUCUCUAUAAGCGCGCAACA
Molecule: messenger RNA, 6422 nt
Organism: Dinoponera quadriceps
Lineage: Eukaryota; Metazoa; Arthropoda; Insecta; Hymenoptera; Formicidae
Gene: stum
Product: protein stum-like
Exons: 9
Coding region: 223-3357 (1044 amino acids)
Biological process (GO): taxis; proprioception; sensory perception of mechanical stimulus
Cellular component (GO): sensory dendrite
Source: RefSeq, a predicted model, not a curated record